AUGGCUUCCGUACUAUCCUCGUUCUUCUCCCGCGAUCCAAAAUCACAGUUCCCUUACGAGUUACCACAGGGCCCAGGCACAUACCACAAUGGACUGAAUUUUGCUGAUAGUUUCAAAAAGUCGGAGCCGGAUGAGUUGGCCACCGUUUUUUGGACCAGUGGUCCGCAUUCGACCCUUAAACUUCAAGCACAGAAGCUUCGCACUAUGCGGCAUCCAGAUAUUCUCACAUUUCAAGAUAGUAUAGAGGUGGAUAACACAUUUUAUUUGGUAACAGAGAAGUGCAAGCCAUUAUCAGUCUAUCUAGAGGAUAUGUCCUUAAAUGGUACUCAGAAAGAAUUUGUAGUUUCAUGGGGACUUUUUAGAGUUAUGAACGCUCUCAAGUUUCUUCAUGAAGCCAAUCUUAGCCAUGAAAAUGUUAGAAAAUCUAUUUAUGUUACGGCAGGUGGUGACUGGAAACUUGCUGGUUUCGAUCGUGUAACUCAGUUCAGCUCCCCACGCUCGGACUUGAAUCAAUUAGCAAUUCUAUUAUGGGAAGUGUUCAACGGGUUCAAAGAAGGUAUAACUAAACCAGAAGCUCCCGGACGAAUGCCACAGAAGCUCCACGAUUUGUAUAAGAAAAUAGCUUCACCUGCUGCUGGUCGAACAUCAGUUUCAGAUUUGAUAAAAGAGAGCGUGGCGGCUUUUUUAAAAACAAAUUCGUUGAUACUUUGUUAUUCUUGGAAGAGUUCCAUUGAUUUUCUCUCCACAUUGUUGUUGUGGUAUAUAUGUGGUCCUUUGCAGACAUAUGAGUAUGGUGAUGCUGGUCCUAAUAUUUUGAUUCCUCUUUUCAAACUUGGACGUUUAUUAGCUGAAGAUGAAUAUCAGAGGAGAAUUGUGCCAUGUUUAGUAAAGCUUUUCGGAAGCCCGGAUCGAACGACACGUGUUAAACUUUUAGAGCGUAUAGAUGAGUUUGCUCCACACUUGACUUCCCAAGUCGUUAAUGACAAAAUAUUCGCAAACCUCGCAUCUGGAUUCCUUGAUACAUCACCCGCUGUUCGUGAAAGUACAGUCAAAGCGAUGGUACCUCUAGCGGAAAAACUGAACUUUAAUAAUCUCAAUGUGGAGUUAAUGAAAUAUCUGGCCAGGCUUCAAGGGGCGGAUGAACACGGUGGCAUUCGAACGAACACCACUAUUUGCUUAGGUAAAAUUGCAAGUUAUCUCGAUCCCUCCAAGCGGCAAAUGAUUCUGCUGAGUGCCUUCGCAAGAGGAAUGAAGGAUCCAUUCCCACCCUCUCGGAUGGCUGCUGUUUUAGCUCUGUCUGCUACACAGCAAUUCUAUUCACUCGUUGAAAUUGCCAAUCGUGUUCUACCUGCACUCUCGCCAUUAACAUGUGAUCCUGAGAAACAGGUACGAGAUCAAGCAUUCAAAGCCAUAAAAGGGUUCAUGGAGAACUUGGAGAAGGCGAGUGAACAUCCAGAGUUAAUACCAGAAAUCGAGUCGCAAGUGAAAGCUGGUGGUCGGUCUCUGCUUAACAGUGACAAGGUUCCUCAAUGGGCAAGUUGGGCCUUGAAAUCACUUUCUGGUAAAUUCUACAAAGGAAAUCCACCAGCAGAUGUACGGCCAACAACUUCUCCAAGUAGUAACGAGACUUCUGGAACCGCGGAACGACCCACAAGUUCAAUAGAUGAAUGGGCCGAUGCCAUGGAGCCGCCAGUUCCUUUGAAAACGGAUGAAGAUGAUUGGACAGGCGGAUGGGAACCACUCGUAUGUGAAAGUUUAGAUGUAUCAUGUUUGUUAAGAUGUCAAUAG
Molecule: messenger RNA, 1788 nt
Organism: Haemonchus placei
Lineage: Eukaryota; Metazoa; Nematoda; Chromadorea; Rhabditida; Trichostrongylidae
Source: the annotation of a GenBank genome assembly